AUGGUUCGGAAGCAUUGUGCGCGUAGAUGGUGGCGCCGUGGACAACAUCAUUCUUCAACACAAGUACCUGCUAAAUCCGUUGCCUCAGCCAUAUCUGGUCCUAGUUUUUCCUUAUUUUCUGAUUCUCAGUCUCUAUUUAGUCGUAACCCUAGCAAUAGUCAUGUUGAAAACACAACUGAAAAUGUAGAAUUAGAGGGUGGAAAAGGCAACAAUAUUAAUGCUUCGUCAGUCGAUGAAACUCCCUACCAGUCAUUACCCGACACAAAUUCCGAACCAGUCAUUGGAGGUGUUCCUGUGACUGAUAAGGGAAAAGGUAAAUUUGUUGAGGAUUCUGAGUUAGGGGGAAGCCGACGUGAAUCCGUGCCUAAAAUAGAGACUCAACCAGUAGAUGUUGAUUAUAGCGAUGAUUCUCAGUUAAUGAAGAAAAAAAUUGGUGUCGCACCUAAGAAGUGUUGGGAUUUCCUUGUGCCUAUGGACUUAGAUUAUAAACCAAAGGUUGAUUGGGAUACCAACUGCCAUGUUAUUCAUCAAUUGAAAGCAAAUUUAUCAAAGAGGUUACGCUUUGGUUUGGGUGAAUUUGCACUUGUUACUGGGUUGAAAUUUAAGGGUGAUACAAGUAUAGAGAGCAUAUCAGAGAAUAGGUUGAUUUCAAAAUAUUUUGGGACUGCAUCCGUGAUAUUGGCCCAACUAGCAGACUGUUUUAAGAAGAAGAAAUGGGAAACAAAUGAUGAUGCGUUGAAGAUAGUAGUUCUUUAUUUUGCGAACAACUUUUUACUUUCUCAACUCAAAACAAAGAUUUUGUUGUAUGAAUGCUGCCCAAGUUUGGAUGGUCACUUUGCUGAUCAUACUGGAAACAAAUUUCCACGAAAUUUGAAUUGGGUAGUCAUGGGUCAAAUACCGAAUGAGCGAGUUACUUUGCGAAUGUCUAGCUUGCAACGCGAGCAGCUAAAGAACAUCACUCCAACUGAUGAUGAGAAGCAACUAUUUGAUGUGCGUGGUCUAAACAUUGAAAUUGAAGUUGAGUGCACUGACAGUCAGCCCGAUAGCUUUCAGGUUUUUGGCACUCAAUUACCAAAGACACAAAGUAUGCAUGAAAGUACUGGAGGUGAUUCCCAACCUACCAAUGCUGAGGUAAUGAAGGAGUUACAAAGUUUGAAGCUUUUUGUAGAGACCAAGUUUGAGGAGGUGCUUGUAGCUAUUGGUAGGCAAUCAAUGAAAUCAGAAGGAAAUUCGGCGCAUAAGCAACAGGAUAAUGAUCCUGACUUUCGUGAGAUGCAUAAUGAUUAUGACCAGUUUGAAAGUGGCCACGUUGGGAAUGAUCCUGUAGUUAUUGGAGAUAGCACGCCCAAAGCACCUUCUAUAUCUGGUUUUGGUGGGGUUGGUCAAGAUGGAGGUGCCACUGGUGUCAAUGUGAAGAACGUCACAGCAAGUGAUGGCGUAGUUAAUGAUGAUUUGCGUUCUGCCCCCUUCGUAAAUGAGCAUGAUUUUGGCUUGGAUUCUAACUUUGAACUGUCUGCAUCUGCAAUUGAUCAAAUCACCGCCAUUACACAACAAGCAACAUAUAAGCAGUCAUCUCAUGAUGUUAAAAAGUCGGGUCCUGCUCCGCUGCCAUCAGGAAUCCCUGUACAGACACGAGCAGAUGUUGUUAUUGAGUCUAAUACUGCUCCACAGGCAUGUCGGGUUGAUGGUGUUGGUCAAGUGGAUGUUGGUGGCAGUAAUGUGAAUUUGCCUUCUGCUUCAUGUCGUCACGGGGGUGAUCUUCACUUGGAUUCUGAUUUUGAAUAUACUGAUUCUCAACUUGAUCUAAUUGCUGCCAUUACACAAGGAGGGAGACGUAAUGUAAAUCAAUCUGGAAAUGAACUGACAACUCGUGCUGUAAAUAAGUCUAAACCUGAUCAGUCGGUAUCAAGAAGUAUUGUCCAGAUACAAACAGAUGUUGAAUCUACUCCUGCAGUUUUCACACGUAGAAGGCGCCCUGCAGCUGUAAAACAGUCGCCGUAUAGGAAUGACUGGCAAUCUGGUGUUAGUGCAGUUGGGGGAUCCUCGAAGGUUAUCAAAGGAAGAUUUCCAUUUGUAAAUGACAUUUUAGCGGUUGUUGAUUAUAAGCUUACGACUGCAUUCUCAAACUUUGUCGAAGCAAACAUGCAAUUGGGAGAGGAAGUGUAUUUACCUGGUGAUCAAAAGCUAGACCCUUGUUUUGACUUUGAAGUUGAACAGAUUGAUGAUAAGAUGUUUUUCCAUACCUUAAACUAUUCUGGCAGGCCGCUGUCUAGUUCGCACUUGAAUAUUAUAUUCUACUAUCUUAGGAAGAAGGCGAAAUAUGGAAUUAAUAUGCCAAUCAAAGUCACAACUACAGAUACUCUAUUUAAUAAUAUCAUUCAAAGGGUUUUCACAGAAUUUGUAAAAGGUGGGAAACAAGAUCAUUUGAUUGAUCGAUCAGACGAUAUCAUGGAGUACAUGAAAGGAUUAAGGAUGUAUUGCAACACUCCAUGGCACCAGGUUGAUCAUGUCCUUUUUCCAAUUAAUUUGGCAGAAAACUGGCAUUGGAUAUUGGGGUGUGUAUCAUUCCACAAGAGAUGUUUUUACGUAUAUGACUUGCUACGUAGUCGAAAGCACAAAAAAGCUAUUCAAAAGGUGGCAGAGGCAUAUGUUGUGUUGAUCUCCCUAUUUCUAGUUAGCAUUGAAUUUUAUAACCAAAGAAGUGACAUUGUAGAACAAAAUGGUCUGCACAUGGGAAAGGAGUUGACUGAUCCUUUUGAGAUUGAAAUGAUUACAAAUCUGCCAACACAGCAAAAUUCAGAUUGUAGAGUAUAUGUUGCAUGCUUUGCUGAGUAUAUUAUUGAAGAUCUUCCAAUCCCUGUUGCCAAUUUUGAUGUGGAUGGUCUUCGAGCUAGGUUUGGUAUACUGUUGUGGCACUAUGGGAGGAACAAGAAGUUGCAUGGUGAAUCAAGUGAAUCUGAGGCUCCAGUAGCACCUAAAAAGACUCGUGGAAAGAAACGCAAGAAGUAG
This is a messenger RNA of Nicotiana attenuata, 3009 nucleotides long. RefSeq lists its product as uncharacterized. The transcript is spliced from 13 exons. Lineage: Eukaryota; Viridiplantae; Streptophyta; Magnoliopsida; Solanales; Solanaceae. Gene Ontology annotation, molecular function: cysteine-type peptidase activity. The record is from RefSeq and is a predicted model, not a curated record. Gene Ontology annotation, biological process: proteolysis. Bases 1 to 3009 code for a protein of 1002 amino acids.